Gambusia affinis (western mosquitofish) is the source of this 2079-nucleotide messenger RNA. Its product is annotated as synaptotagmin-4. Gene Ontology annotation, biological process: regulation of calcium ion-dependent exocytosis; regulation of dopamine secretion; vesicle fusion. Lineage: Eukaryota; Metazoa; Chordata; Actinopteri; Cyprinodontiformes; Poeciliidae. The record is from RefSeq and is a predicted model, not a curated record. The transcript has 5 exons. Gene Ontology annotation, molecular function: clathrin binding; phosphatidylserine binding; SNARE binding. Bases 70 to 1581 code for a protein of 503 amino acids. Gene Ontology annotation, cellular component: synapse; axon.
UCGCUUUCAGAUCGCUGCGCACUCGGGAUGCUCCGCUGACUCUGACCCAGCUUUCCUCAGACGCUGAAAAUGUCGUAUUCUCUGGGAGUCCACCUGCAGGUUGUGCUGGCUGUGGGUCUGGCUGUGUUCUGCUACUGUCUGGUUCUUGGCUGCAUCCUUUGCUGUCGCAAACAGAAAAGCCUUUCCUCUGAAGACAAAGAAGCAGCUUUUCUGUCCCCUCAACCCACUGAGAGUGUGACUGUGACAUUAAGUCACUCUCCGUGUACUCAGCCUGUGAAACAGCAGUACGAAGAGCUGGAUGGUAAUGUGUUGGAGUGCCCUUCUUCUAAAAGUAGCCCUUCUCCAUCUGAAGAUGACCUCAGCACUCUCCCAUUCAAAAACAACCCUUCCAGAGCAGCUGAGCUGGCGCAGUCUUCCAGUGCUACUUUCCCAAUGCGGCGCCUUAGUACUUCUGCUCUACCCUGCUCUCCCAGUAAAGCUGCUAGUCAUGGCAGGGCUUCCUUGCCCUCCCUCACCAAACUCAGCUUUGUAUCCAAAUCCUGCCGGGUGAUAGGCAGACGCAGAACUGUUAGUGGAGAAAGUUUUGCUCUCAGCGAGAGCAGUCGGCUUACAGCAGGUGCUCCCAGCGUUAACAGCCAGCAGGGGGAGCCAUGUCACCCUCAGUAUGGCUCCAACUCCAUCUCUGCCUCACCCAAACCAGCUCCUCUUCUGCACUUUUCCCUGCUCUUUAGCUCCAGCUCUGGCACCUUGGUGGUCAACAUCCUGGGUCUUUCUGGGGACACUAGAAGACGCAGUGGGGUAUUUGUUCGCGCCAGCCUCGCUCCACUACAUCCCUCUCUCCAUCAGACAGCCCCACGCCGGCGCAGCCUUUGCCCAGACCUCGUCAGCCAGACCUUUGUGCUGCAGGUGGGCUCUGUGGAGGAGCUCUGCACCUGUACCCUGAGGCUGGCUGUCUACAGCAGGGACUUCUCUGGGCUGAGAGAGGCCGCUCUGGGGGAAGUGGAGUUACCCUGUGAAGAGAUUGAGUGGGAGCCUGACUCCAAGACUACCUACUCCAAGCAGCUCGUCCCAAGCAAAAUCAAGCUGAAAAAGAGUUUCAAUUCUCAGGAGACUCUGGGAUGCAGGAAAAGCUCAGUCUGCGUGCCACGGACUUUGGGCCACCUGUUGAUCUUGCUGCAGUACCAGACCCUGGCUCAGCGAAUCAAAGUGAUGGUUCGAAAAGCUGAAAAUUUGAUCAAGUUGACACGAAUCCCAGGAACUCCAGAUCACUAUGUGGUCAUCAACUUACAUCAGGAUGGUAAAAUAAUUGACACGAAGGAGACCAAAGUGGCCAGUGGACCAAACCCCACCUGGAAUGCUCCCUUCCUGUUCGACCUUCCACCUGGUGACAUCACCCAGCUGCCACUGGCACUCGAAUUCAUCGUGAUGCAGGGCCGACUCUACACUAAGAACAGUAUUCUGGGGCGCGUACUGAUUGGCGGCAAUGCUUCAGAUGUAGGACAGGAGCACUGGAGGGAAAUCUGUGGUCCAGGACAAACAGAAACCACCCGCUGGCACGCCAUCCAGUCAGAUGUAGUGUAGAACUAACUAUAUGUAAAAUGUAGGUGGAAUAGGAUCACAUUUAUCUUUUGGACUAUAGAAGGUGAAACGCUGAUCACACUCAGGUGGUAGGAAUGAUGUGUAACAAGUUUGUCAAGUAUAGCAGUCAUCCCACCCCCUCACAUUACUUCACUGUGAUUCCUUAAUACUGUAGCAUUGUAACAACCUGGAUGUACUGUGAAACUGUGAAACUUAUACUAACGUGGUAGAACUGUUUAUUUUAUGCCAAGAAACUACACAUUUCAAAGCUUGGACAAAAAGGCUAACAUGCAUGUGUGUAUUUUACAUCUUUGACAGUGUGUGACUUUUUUCUUUCAUCUGCAACUGUACCAAUGCCCCUCUUUCACACUCUUAUAUCUGUCAUUCUGUACAGAGCUGUUAAAAUUUAAUUGUUGUGGUUGGGAUGCCUGCUAAUUCUUCAUCAUUUUAUUCUUUACCUGGGGAAAAUAAAUAAAUAAAUAAAUAAAAUUCUACUUCUAC